GUCCUCCCCGGGGGCUGGAGGGGGUGGAGGAGCAGCGUCACAACUGGCCUCAUAGUAUACUCGCGGCGUCAGUAAGUCCGGAUCGGCGGUCUUGGGCGGGCGCGCGCGACGCGAGGCUCCUCAGGUACAGAGGCAGAGUCGGCCGCGUGUCGGGAGUGUUGCGUGAGGGCGGCUCAGAGGGAGAGGCUCGGAGCACUGUGACGUGAAACACUACUUGGUUAUUAACUAUUAAUAACUUUAUAUACUUAAGUGAGAGGAAAAAUUUGCAGCCUCAAGCUAACAAAACUUUGGUGGCUGUGGAAAUAUUCCCCCGCAUCGUGACGGAACUUUACGGGGAUAAACAAAACAGUGCCUACACAGGAACCUGCUCAACAUUAUCCUGAAGACUGAGCCUCGUGGCCACUUAGCGGAGCUCUCUUUCCACCAACGCUUGUUUGACGCACGGGGCAUAUACUUCAGACACCUUUAAGUCAGGAUACUAAGCUAGCGGUGUCGAAGCGAGACCAUUAACAAACGAGUUCCUGGUGCGACAGUGAGCGGGGAGGGGCGGCGCGCCGGCCGGCCUGGUGGCGCCUGGGUGUCAUUAGCCGCGAGGGGACCGAGAGGAGCAUCUUGUGGUGUGUAGCAUCUCAGACGGUUGAUUAGAGUAACUCGGCGAUAAAAGUGAAUGAAACUUCCGAUUCGUUACUGCCGAGCUUUGAUGUGACAGUGGUCUGAGUGUGACGCGCGACGCCAGUAACGCAGGGACAAGAACCAGACGGGGACACCGGCACCACGAGAGGGCCGAGAACGCGAGUCAGCAACCAAUGUAUCAGACAGAGUCCAUUGCGUCGUCCUGAGCUGCAAGACGGAGCACGGGGAGGAGGAGGAGGAGGAAGGCUAAGAGGGGUUCGUGGGACGCCCCGCAGCACCCUCCCCCAGCAGCCUCCCUACAGCUCCUCUACACGGCCCCCUGAUCCCUACAGAGGCGCUACGGACAGUAUCCUGACCAUGGCCCCCUCGGGCACCCCACCACCAAGCUGGUCAUCCUGCUGGUGCUGCUCGCGGCCUCCCUGCCUGGGUCGGCAGGCGUCAAGAUCGUGGAGAUGCAGGUGCCGCCCGUGGUGCAGGUGGGCAAGACGGUACACUUGGCCUGCCGCUUUGACCUGGAGGGCGCCAACCUGUACUCCCUCAACUGGUGGCGCGGCUCGGACCAGUUCUAUCAGUUCAGUCCGUCGAGCCCCGAGCCUGUCAUCGUGUACGACUCCCCAGGCAUCACUGUUGACAGGCGGGACUCCGGGCAGGAGGUGGUGGUACUGAGGAACAUCUCACACGCCUCCGCCGGCCGCUACAAGUGUGAGGUGCUGGCCGACUACCCGAGCUUCGAGAAACACUCCGAGACCACCGAGAUGAAGGUUAUAGACGUGCCGUCGGGCCCGCCGCGGCUGGCUCUGAGCCGACUCCAAUGGUCCCCCGGAGAGGUGCUGAGGGCUAACUGCACUUUUCCUGGGGCGAGGCCACCCUCUGAGCUUCACUGGUACAUCAAUGGAAAAAAGAUCUCCCCCCAAAGCUCCCUGCUCGUCCAUCCUGAGAGCAAGAAAGGGGCAAACGAUUUCGUCUCUCGUACCUCCCAACUGACACUGACGCUGCGGUCGACGCACUUCACCCCCGGAGGCCAGGCCACCCUGACCUGCGAGGCCACGGUGCCGGGAGUGUACCGCAGGACGGCAAAGGUGUAUCUGUCACUCCCUGGGUACAAGACUGCUGCUCCCUCACUCAAGCUGUACGGCACAGGGAGUGGAUUGCGAGGAGGAGCGACACUGGUGGCAACGUGCUUGGUGCUGCUGCUAUUGUAGGACACCACCCCCACCAUCACCACCACUACCACUGCCCACUACACCAGUGAGCACUCCUCGCAGCGCCAUGGGUCAGUGUGUAAUAAUGGAAAGAACGGAAAGCCACCAGGCUCACCCCAGCACGGUGGCGGCUCACCACACAACACACGAGCAGCCACCAGCAAUGCACCACCGCCAGGCACCGGCCUCACUUCCUGGCAGGAUCAGGCUAACUCCUAACACUGUAAGGUUGAGUCGUGCUUGUAAAAUUCGCUUCGUGGUUCAUCUCACUGCCAGGCUUUCCAAACACUUGCCUUCCAUCCAGAUACACGAGUGACAGGACGCCGUCACGCAC
Messenger RNA from Scylla paramamosain (green mud crab), 2169 nucleotides. RefSeq names its product carcinoembryonic antigen-related cell adhesion molecule 6-like. The transcript is spliced from 8 exons. NCBI's taxonomy places the organism in Eukaryota, Metazoa, Arthropoda, Malacostraca, Decapoda, Portunidae. The record is from RefSeq and is a predicted model, not a curated record. Bases 1086 to 1835 code for a protein of 249 amino acids.